AUGCCUGCUCUCCUUGGUCCCAGACAUGAGAUCGAUCGACGUGAUGCCACAACGAUUUCAUUGAAGAGCACCCUUAGCUCAACACCGGACUCCGAAGCUGCAGAGCUGAUAGCGACGGUCACCUCCGUUCAAGAAGGCUUGUCUGAUUUGCCUCAAGAUGUCUUUGAGUUCCUCAAGGCGAUAGAUGACCGCCUGCACGAGCAAGAAGCUCUGUUGGCAAGUUUGCUAGCUGUCUUUGCAGCAACCUCAGAGACAUCAUCAUCAACCUCAUUGGCCGUCAUUAAUGCGACAUCAACCGACCUGGUGCUGCCUUCCAGUACGAGCGUCGAGAUCUCGAAUCUUGUGCCCAUCGAGACGUCUUCCUCUGCACUCGCGGCAACUGGAUGUCGUCGUGGUGGAGCUGGUCCACUCGUACCUUGCUCUUCGUCUUCAGAGCAAGUCUCUGAAUCGAGCUCGAUUACUCCUACAUCUUCCCCCAGAUCUCGAAUUACCCGAACCUUGACGAGGACGACAUACGUGCCAGUGUCGGUCACAACUUUCGCUCAGCCUGUGCCAUUCACGAACACGACAAGAUUCUCAGCACCAUCGACGCCUGUGUUGCCCAAUUCAUCAAUUCAUAGUCCUCCAGAUACUGAGAGUUCCGACACCAACGCGACCGCGACAUCAGCAGACUCGCAAGCCAUGGCAACCCUCAACUCUGUUCCAUCACCCACAAGCACCAACUAUGUCUUCAAGACCAGCCGACAGAACAACGUUGCCGUAUACUACGGUCAAACACCAGACACGAAAACUGGCGACCUAAUGCAACUAUGCCAAAGCUCCAACGUCGACAUCGUAGUCCUAGCCUUCGUAACCUCCUUCUUCACAAACGGAGGCUUCCCAUCCGCCAGUUUCGGUCCCAGCUGCAAAGGCAGCACAGCCGCCCAACAACUCCACGCACCCGGUCUCCAAGACUGCACAGAUCUCGCUCCAGAGAUCGUCAUUUGCCAACAACUAGGCAAACCCGUGCUGGUCAGCCUAGGUGGUUAUUACAGUAAUGUAACCUUCACCUCCGACACCGAAGCCAUUCAACUCGCUCAAAAUCUGUGGGAUCUCUUCGGUACAGGUGAUGGCUUAGAUGCCUCUCUGCGACCUUUUGGAGGCAUUGUAAUCGAUGGCUUUGAUCUUGAUAACGAAAGUCGGGACCAAACUUCCUAUACGACUUUCGCGCGCGCUUUACGCACGUUAUUCGACUCCGACGACAGCAAGCGGUACUACCUCUCCGCAGCACCCCAGUGCCCUCGUCCCGACGCCUCUGUUCCAGUCUCCACAAUGGCACUUUGCGAUUUCGUCUUUGUCCAAUUCUACAACAAUCCCUCUUGCGACCUCUCCUCUGCAGGCUUUGCAGAUUCUUUUGCAAGUUGGAGUGACGACUUGGCUGCUGCGAAUAAUGAGACGAAGCUUUUUAUUGGUGUGGGAGGCUUUGAAGGUGCUGGAAGUGGGUACGUGGAGGGUGCUGGGUUGGGGCAUCAGGUUAGUCUUGCGAGACAAUUGUAUGUGGAGAAUUUCGGUGGUGUUAUGGUGUGGGAUGGCGUUGAGGGAGGGGCGAAUGUGGAUGAGUAUGGGAAUGAUUAUUUGGUUUAUGUAAAGGGAAGUUUGCAGUGA
Molecule: messenger RNA, 1644 nt
Organism: Aureobasidium subglaciale EXF-2481
Lineage: Eukaryota; Fungi; Ascomycota; Dothideomycetes; Dothideales; Saccotheciaceae
Product: glycoside hydrolase family 18 protein
Exons: 2
Coding region: 1-1644 (547 amino acids)
Biological process (GO): carbohydrate metabolic process
Cellular component (GO): extracellular region
Molecular function (GO): chitinase activity
Source: RefSeq, a predicted model, not a curated record